AUGCUUAAAAUUUUGCAUUUUAAACCAUUAUCUCAUAUAACGCAAAGAAGACUUUUGAGUGUAUCUUCAGUUAAAUUUCAAAUUAAAAAUAAAUCAUUGUUACCACCAUUGAAUAGCCAACUACUAUCAUUAAAACCAGUUACACCAAAUGAUUCAUUUGUUUCAUGUACUGUGUUUAAUGGAAAAGGUGAUGUUAUAGCGGUUUCACAGAAAUUUCCAAAAUGGUCAUUCUUAAGGCAAUAUGAAUUAUAUCCAAGAGAUUUGAGGAAGAUCGAUGCUUCCUCGAUCGAUAUCAUUCCAACAAUUCUAGUUAAGAAGAACUGUAUUGUCAUUAAUAUGUUGUAUAUUAAAGCGUUAAUUAGUAAGGAUAAGUUAUAUGUUUUUGAUACAACUAAUCAAACAGCUGCAAUGAAAUUAGGUGUUUUAAUGUAUGAUUUAGAAUCUAAAUUAUCAUCAAAGAAUAAACAGAGUUUUUUAAAUUCCAAUAUCUCUCAAGCAUAUGAACAUAAAGCUUUGGAAAGUGUACUGAUCAAUAUUAUGUGUGCAUUGGAGACUGAAUUAAAGAUCCAUUCAUCGAUUUGUGGUGAAAUUUUAACAGAGUUAGAAAAUGAAGUGAAUAGAGAUAAAUUAAGAGAUUUAUUGAUUAAAUCUAAAAAUUUAAGUUUAUUUUAUCAAAAAUCUUUAUUGAUUAGAGAAGUUUUGGAUGAAAUUCUUGAGAAUGAUGACGAUUUAGCAGGAUUAUAUUUGACAGAUAAAAAAACUGAAAAGGACGAUUUUGCAGAAUUAGAAAUGUUAUUAGAAACAUAUUACACUCAAUGUGAUGAAUUUGUUCAACAGUCAGGUUCAUUAUUACAAGAUAUUAAAUCUACUGAAGAAAUUGUUAAUAUUAUGUUAGAUGCAAAUCGUAAUUCGCUGAUGCUUUUAGAAUUAAAGGUUACAAUAUAUACGCUAGGGAUCACGGUUGCGACUCUAAUACCUGCAUUUUAUGGAAUGAAUCUAAAAAAUUUUAUUGAAGAAAGCAAUUUAGGAUUUGGCGGUGUUGUAUUCUUUUCCUUUGUGAUUGCAAUUAUGGUAACCAGAACUAACUUCCGCUCUUUAAGAUCUGUCACAAGACUAUCAAUGUUAAAUAAUCAUUCUGGAUCAUUAUCUGCAAAGCAUAGAAAAUUAGCAAAAGAAUAUACAGCUCAAGAAGUACCAACAUUGUGGUCUCGUUUUAAAAUGGGAUUUGAAUGUUUCUUGUUUGGUAAAAAUCCUGGGAAACAUUUAAUUCAUACAAAGGAGAAAAGAGAAAUGGUUUGGAAAUGGUUAAUGGAGGAUGAAAAGAAAUGA
Messenger RNA from Vanderwaltozyma polyspora DSM 70294, 1329 nucleotides. RefSeq names its product Mrs2p (gene MRS2). Gene Ontology annotation, biological process: mitochondrial magnesium ion transmembrane transport. The coding region runs from base 1 to 1329 and encodes 442 amino acids. Gene Ontology annotation, molecular function: magnesium ion transmembrane transporter activity. The record is from RefSeq and is a predicted model, not a curated record. Lineage: Eukaryota; Fungi; Ascomycota; Saccharomycetes; Saccharomycetales; Saccharomycetaceae. Gene Ontology annotation, cellular component: mitochondrial inner membrane. The transcript has a single exon.